AAAAUAACAAGAUUAACUAUGUAUGAGUGGAUCCUUAAAAGACAGUAAUUUACUAUCGAUUAAACUUUGUAUCUGUUUUCUGUGAAGAGAAACUAACUGUUUCGAUUUUAUUUCUUUUAUCGCAGUUGAGAAGGAAUUCACGGAUGGUAGAGUUUUGUAUCAGUUGAAAAAUGUGAUAGGAUAUGGAUCAUAAGUAUUGAAUAUUGGAUGUACAGAUAAGCUAAUUGGUGUAUAAUAUUCAUCAUUACCUUUAAAAUAUUCAUUGAAGUUGUGUUUUGAAUUGUUUUAUUCAUUAGUGUAUUGAUUUCAAUUAAGAAAAUAAGUAAUGAAAUGGAUUAAAAGUUUUUAAAGUUUUCAGAGUGGUGGAAUUUAUGUUCUUGAGUUUUAAAGGCAGGAAUUGAAAAGUGACAAUGCCACGCCAUGGGACAGGGCUCGGCGCUGGGAAUUUCCCUGCUGCUAAUAAAUUGUUAAUGCGAUAUGAAAAUGACCGAGCUUACAAGCUACAUUUGCAAAAAGUGAACAAUGUGAAACAUAGACUGGAUGUUUCGGAACCAAAGAAACAGAAUCACCUGAUUCUACGACUGAAACAGAUACAGAAAGAGGAGGAGAGACAAGCCGAGAUUGACCAUGAGAACAAAAUUCUGCUCAAUAAAAUGACACAUGUACUAAAAUAUGGUGGUAAUAUUGACAACUGGAAUAAUUAUGAGUCAAGAAGUCUCAAUUACCCAUUUCGAGAAAAACAGAAUGAAGAAAUUGCUAGAGAAAACAUGGGUAUAGCCAGACGUUUAGAGACAGUGAAACCAAAGCUUGCAAUUAACAAAUGGGAAAGAGAUUAUCAGCAACAUCAGUAUUUGAAACGCUUGUGGAGUGAUAGUGUCAAAGAUUUUGGAGAGUUUACACCACGUCGAUAUAGGAGCCGCAUGUCUCGGACGGUACAGAGAAGUAUGGAGAACAGUCUAGAUGAUACAUAUGAUGAAGAUUUUCAAAGUGUUGAUACAGCAGAGGAAAAGAAACUGCCAAAAGUGAAAAAAGAUGGAAAGAGGAACCAAUUCAGGACAGCAAAAAGUGAGUCAAGUGUUCCAGUAACCCAGAAGAAAGAUGACAGUAAAACAAAGACUUCAACAAAACUGCCCAAAAUUAUACCCCAUAAAGCUGAAAAGACAAAGAAGGCUGAUGGAGUCUCAGGACAAGCUAAGGAAGGUGGAGAUGACAAUUCUGAUGUUGCACAGUUGUUCAAAAUUGCUAAACAACUUGGGAGACCUGAGGACAUAUUCAUCAAAACAUUGAUAAAGAAAUCUCACAAACAGAGAAUGGUUACCAAGGCAAAAUUUAGACAGAAAUAUGAUCUGGAUUUAAUUUCAGAACUAAAAAAUGGUUUAGGUCAGCCGUGGGAGUAUCUUAUAGAUGCAUUAUUACAGGAAAGAGGCGUGGCCGACUCUUAUGCUGUAUUUGAUGCAUUAAGUGGUAGAAGUCAUAAAAAGACAGCAGAUAUGUGUGAUGUUGUAGAAUUACUGUGCUCAAGGGACAAUGCAACUAUAGCAGAGCUCAAGGAAUCUUACAGAAAAGAAUUUUCGAUCAGUUUAGAAGAGGAUAUGUCAGACCGAUCCAAACCUCCAUUACAGACAGUUCUAUUGACUCUACAAAAAGGUGCUCGUGAUGAGUCGCCAGAUGUGGAUUCAGACCAAGUUAAGAAAGAUGCUCAAGCCAUAUAUGAGUAUGGUGAGGGAUGCUGGGACAGUGAUAAUGGUGUGUUUAUGAAAUUGCUCAAUGAGAGAAGUUACGCUCAUCUUCAAGCCGUCUUCUCAGAAUAUAAGACUGUUGCCGGGGGACAGGAUAUACUGCAAGCAAUGAAGAAAGAAUGUGCUAAAGAUUAUUAUAAAAUACUGAGCACUUUAGUUCAUUGUAUAGGUUCGCCAGCCUCCUACUAUGCAGAUCAAUUACAUCGACAUAAACUACCCACUGAUCCUGUUUUUGUAGGAACCCUAGCAUUAAGAUCUGAGAUUGACAUGCCCGAAGUAAGGAAAGUAUACAAGAAGAUGUAUAGUGUAGAUAUUACUGAAGAUAUUAAAGAAAAAUCUCAUCCUACCCAGAAAUGUCUCAUUGAACUAGCUUGCAAGGUCCCACCUGGAUCAAAAAAGAAAGCAGACGCCAAGAAAACGUAUGUAAAAGAUGGUACAGCAAACCAGCAGUCACACCCACAACCUGCCCAUGCUAAGAAGCCUCCAGCUGGCAAGAAGUCAGAACCCAAGGCCAAAGGUCAAGGUCAAAGUGAAUCAGGGGAUACAGCUGUAACAGGAAGUACAAAAACUGACACUGAAGCUAAAAAUAGCAAAAAAUCAGAACAAAAACCAGAUCAGCAAUCAAAAUCAAAAGACAAUCAAGAAAACAGUACCAAACAGAAAAGAAGUCCCACAGGGGCUAGAGAUGGCAACCACAGGGGUACUGUAAAGCCGGCAAGUAAUUUUAGGCCAGAAGACGACUGUGAUAAAUUGAAUAGUGCAAUGAGUGGAGAACGAGCGGACGAAUCUGUGGUAGUUUCUAUCAUCCCUAAGAGAAGUAAUAAACAACGACAGCAGCUCAAGUCUACGUAUGAACAGAAAUAUAAAAAGAACCUGACUAUAGAUCUAACCUCAGAGAUGACAGGCGACUGGGAGGAGAUCGUGCUGGCUCUGAUGAUGACUCCAGCAGAGUAUGAUGCUCAUGUGGUCAGAGAGGCUGUGGAGGGACUCGGUACUUCAGAACCAACCCUCAUAGCUAUACUCUGUACACGAUCAGCUCAGGAAUUGAAAGCUAUCAAAGAACAUUACAGAAAAGGUGGUGGUGGAGACUUUGAUAUGGAUGUAACACGUGAUUGUGGGGCAGAUCUGAAGAAUUUACUGUUACAUCUUGCACGUGGGGAGAGAGCAGCGGGUACUGCUGUCAAUAUACAACAGGCACAGAAAGAUGCUAAAGAUCUUCAUCAGAAUGGUGUUCUCAGUGAUACAUUUGUAGCAGUUGUCACCAAACAAAAUCACUUCCAGGUUAAAGCUACUUUUGAUGAGUUUAAAAAGGUUGCUGGAGAAGAUAUCUAUGCUGCUAUCACUAAGUCUUCUCUUGGAGAUGAUGAAGAUGUUUAUAUCAGUAUCGCAAAGGCAGUAGAAGAUCCUGUAGAGUUCUAUGCUGAGAAGUUGCAUGGAUGCUUCACUAGUAUGGGAACAAACGACAAUCUGCUUAUCAGGCUGGUUGUACCAAGAUCUGAGGUUGACCUUGAAGAUAUCAAACUCAGAUAUUACGAGCUAUACAGUCGGACUCUGUACGAUGCUGUUAAUGCCCAGUGCCAGGGAGACUAUAAAGCCAUGCUUCUUGCUGUGAUUAAUAAUGAUGUAAAUGGUGGUAAAGGUCAACAGAAGAAACAAAACAAGCCGACGGCGGCAGCUACUACCAGUAGUAGAAAGGAUAGCAGCCAGAAGUCCACGUCAGGAGCCACAGUGAAACCUGCCAAGCCGUUCAAUCCUAUAGAAGAUAGCGAACGUUUGAAUGAAGCAAUGUCGGGUUUUGGAACGGACGAAGCUGUAGUUAUUGACAUUCUACCAUAUAGAUCAAAUGAUCAAAGGCAGGAGAUAAAGGCUAAAUAUCAAGAUAAAUAUAAUAAGGAUCUUCAGAAACAGCUUGAGUCCGAAUUGCGAGGAGAUUUUGAGGAGAUUGUUUUGGCAAUGAUGAUGAAGCCUGUAGAUUAUGCCUGCCACAGUCUUCAUCAUGCUGUGAAAGGUUUAGGCACGAAAGAGGGCAUUCUCAUUGGUGUGCUCUGUACUAAAACGGGCAAGGAAUUGGCAGUAAUCAAAAACAGAUAUAAGGAAAUCUAUGGAACAGACCUUCAAUCGGCUAUCACGCAAGAUGUGUCUGGUGGCAUGGAAGAAAUGUUCGUACAAAUACUGAAAUGUGAACGGGACCAGGGUGAAACUGUUAACACACAAGAGGCAAAAGAAGAUGCAAGACGUCUAUAUAAGGAAGGUCAGAUUUCCAUUGAUCCAACAGACGAAGUUUUUAAGUCCAUAAUAGCAAAAAAAAGUAGGGCCCAAGUAAGGGCCACUUUCCAGGAAUAUAAAAAGCUCACGGGUAAUGAUAUAUACGUUGGUAUACAGAAAGCCCUAAUGGGGGAUGAGGAAGACGCUUAUCUAGGCCUAGCUCGUGCUGUAGAAGACCCGGUCUGGUUCUAUGCUGAGGCCAUUCAUGGUUGUUUUGAUGGGUUUGGAACAAAUGAUACUAGACUGAUCAGAAUAAUUGUAUCCAGAUCUGAGAUUGACUUGGUGGAUAUAAAAGCGAAGUACAAAAGCAUGUAUAAAAAGACAAUAUCUGAGAGAGUAGAACAGGAAUGCAAUGGAGACAGCAAGAAAAUGCUCCUGGCUAUCCUUGGAGACCUCUCUGGCAAUGAUGGUAAGAGUCAACAAAAGAAAGCAACUAAGCCAGCUGCGAGUAAAAAUGAAAAUGUGCAGAAAGCCACGUCUGGACCAACUGUGAAACCUGCCAAUCCUUUCAGUCCUGUAAAGGACAGUGAACGCCUAAAUGGAGCCAUGUCAGGUUUUGGAACAGAUGAAGCCGUAGUUGUUGACAUCCUGCCGUAUAGAUCAAAUGAUCAAAGACAGGAGGUCAAGGCUAAAUAUCAAGAUAAAUAUAAUAAGAAUCUUCAAGAACAACUGGAGUCAGAAUUGCGUGGAGAUUUUGAGGAGAUCGUUCUUGCAAUGAUGAUGAAGCCUGUAGAUUAUGCCUGCCAUAGUUUACACGAGGCAGUGAAGGGUCUUGGUACAAAAGAGGGUAUCCUGAUAGGUGUACUUUGUACAAAAACUGGCAAGGAACUCGCAAUGAUAAAAAAUCGGUAUAAGGAAAUUUAUGGAAAAGACCUUCAAUUGGCUAUCACCCAAGAUGUGUCUGGUGGUAUGGAAGACAUGUUUGUAGAAAUACUAAAAUGUGAACGGGAUCAGGGAGAGAGUGUGAAUAUACAAGAGGCUAAGGAAGAUGCAAAACGUCUGUAUAAGGAAGGCCAGAUUUCGAUUGACCCAACAGACGAAGUCUUUAAGUCUGCAAUAGCAAGAAAAAGUAGGGUUCAAGUAAGGGCCAUUUUCCAAGAGUACAAAAAGCUGACAGGCAAUGAUAUAUACGCUGGUAUACAGAAAGCCCUAAUGGGGGAUGAGGAAGACGCUUACCUAGGCCUAGCUCGUGCUGUAGAAGACCCGGUUUGGUUCUAUGCUGAAGUCAUUCACGGUUGUUUUGAUGGCAUUGGAACCAAUGAUACCCGACUAAUCAGAGUCAUUGUAUCCAGAUCUGAGAUUGACUUAGCGGAUAUAAAGACAAAGUAUAAAAGCCUGUAUAAAAAGACAAUAUCUGAGAGAAUAGAACAGGAAUGUAAGGGAGACUACAAGAAAAUGCUUUUGGCUAUCCUCGGAGACCUGUAAGCUGCAGAUGCAUUGAUAAUUAUCUCACUGGCACUGACAGGAAAUGCAUCAGAUCAAAGACUCUACAAGCAUUUCAACAAUCAUUUGCAUGCAAUUUUGGUUUCAGUACACACUAUUUAAUUUUGGAAAAUAUAUAUGUAUACACCGUUAUAUUCUGUUUCUGAAAAGUUUACACUAGAUCGUUAAACUGUAUACCUAUAAUUGUGUUUUAAGUCACUGCAUGCUAUGCAAUUGUCUAACGCCUUUCUGGUUUUGUUUUGAUAAACACUUGUUUGGUGUAUUGAAGAAUGUAUAACUUUAACCAACAUAUCUUAGAAUUAAAAAGUAUGAACGACGGGAUGGGGAUUAGUAAUUCAUCUGUCUUAUAUAAUCAAACAAAUGAUCAUAAGCGGUAAGACUGAACUGUUUAUCUUACUAACAUUGAAUAGCUUUCAAUGUAGCAAUUCUUACUCAAUGUAAUUAUUGUGGAAGAUUUAAAUGGCUGUAUACGAUGAAACAUUAAGUUAAAGGUGUGACAAAUAGAUGUUACAUAACUGACAACCGUAAUUUGAAAAAUAAAUGCAUGUCUUUAUUUAGAAUGUGACAGUGUUUUAAGCGACAAUCCGGUGACAUUUUUUCUGUAGAAAUAUAAUGUAAUUUCAGCAUGAUAUGUAGAUAGUACCAAAUUGAUUCAUGACAGAUAUUCGAAGAUGAUGAAAUUACAAUUAAGAGUGUUUCUGUAUAAAUAUGUUUAAGCUCAAUAGAUAAUUGUUAAUCUGCCAGUAUACUUCUCGAGUGCAAAUUUUGGUUCAAUAUUUUAUGUAGUUUAUUGUUCGAGUUUGUUUAUAUUACAGCUAAAAUUUUACGAUGCUGCUUUUUAUUGUAUAAAUAAUUUAUCUCAGUAUUUUUACCUUUUACUUAUAGGAUGUUAAAAGUAUUUUUGUAUAAAUCUAAUAUAUUAUGUGACUUUCUGAUUGGACUGCUUCUGUUGAUUUUGAAAUUUCUUCAUUACGUCAAGAUGUUGUGAUAAAUGAUUCCUUUAGCCUGAUGUGUUAAAUAAGCCAAGCCAUGAGAAAACCAACAUAGUGCGUUUGCGACCAGCAUGCGCCUUUAAUUGCAGUAGGGUUUGAAAGCAAACAGAAUAGGUCCUGACCAGAUUGCGCGGAUGCGCAGGCUGGUCUGGAUCCCUGCUGUUCGCAAACGCACUAUGUUGGUUUUCUCAUGGUGCGGAACAGGUUUUCCUGAGACUGAGACAUGUGGCAGUGAUAAUGGAAAAGUGCUAGGUAGUUUAAGGAAUGUUGCAUGUGUUUCUUUAUUUUGGUUUAUUUCUUUUGCAUGUCAUACAAAUCUUUGAUCUGUGAAAUGUUAUGAUUGAAGUUGAAUUUAUUUUAAAACUUUAUUCUUAUGUGAUAAAGAUAUUAUGCUUAAGAUCUAAUAAAGUUAUUGUUACACCAGA
This is a messenger RNA of Mercenaria mercenaria, 6864 nucleotides long. RefSeq lists its product as uncharacterized. The record is from RefSeq and is a predicted model, not a curated record. Gene Ontology annotation, molecular function: calcium ion binding; calcium-dependent phospholipid binding. Lineage: Eukaryota; Metazoa; Mollusca; Bivalvia; Venerida; Veneridae. The transcript has 42 exons. The coding region runs from base 411 to 5429 and encodes 1672 amino acids. Gene Ontology annotation, cellular component: cytoplasm.